Symbiodinium sp. CCMP2456 is the source of this 931-nucleotide messenger RNA. NCBI's taxonomy places the organism in Eukaryota, Dinophyceae, Suessiales, Symbiodiniaceae. The record is from the annotation of a GenBank genome assembly.
GUCCCACGGCCCAUCGCGGUCCGUGGCUGGACGCGUGGGUCUCGGCCCAAAGCGUGUUACCCUUCUCGAGUGCAUCGAGACGGGCACGGCCCUUUACCCCGGGCGUAUGAGUUACGUCCAGUGGUUGAAGUGGCGGAAGGAUACUGGUACCCGACCGCUUAAGAGCCGCGACGGGCGGUUGACUACCUCUGAGGAAGAGGUCGCCCUUCGGCGCAGAGUCAUGGAGCUCCUCCAUGAGAUGCAGGAAGGAGAAGAGGAGGAGGAAGAGGAGGAAGAGGAGGAAGACGAGGAGGAUCUUCCUCCCUCCAAGGAACCCGUCGAUGGAGACGAGGGUCCAGAGCUUAUUCCCACUGCCGGGGAUGGCUCGGUGGAGGCGGCUGAACAGACAGAGGCCUUGAAGGAGGCUCUGUCGGGCUGCCUGGUCAUCUCGGACCCUGAGGCCGUGUACCUUCGCAUCAAGAACAAGGUGGAUGGUGAGCACCAGACCCUCACGAAGGGGAAGCUCACUGGUCCCCUUUUCGAGGCUUCCAUAGCCGAUCUUGAGGCGGUCGGCUUAGGCAAGACGAAAAUUCGUCAGGACAAGCGCAUCUGGCCCGGAGACGGCAAGGAUGUUCGUCUCCGCUCCCCUGCACCCAGCAAAGGGAGGCGGCCCACACUCCACCUACACCCCCACCCGUGGCAACUCGGCAGCCCUGACCUCGGCGACGACGUCGCCAGGCUCCAGGGUCCUGCUGAGGCCACAGCGCUUGGGGCCCAUGUGCAUAAAGGUGUUGAGUCUCCUGAGGAGUUGCAGGAUGAUCGUAGAGUUGAUCACAGAGCUUCACCAUCGGUGCUGCGUCAGGUGUGGCUGCUGAGGGAGCUGAGGGCCACCGCCGCAGGGAGCAACUACGCCGGCGCUGCCGAGACCUGCGUGAGCGUGUGCGAAAUCUAG